Messenger RNA from Didymodactylos carnosus, 1755 nucleotides. The record is from the annotation of a GenBank genome assembly. NCBI's taxonomy places the organism in Eukaryota, Metazoa, Rotifera, Eurotatoria, Philodinida, Philodinidae.
AUGAUUUUAUUUCUAUUUGUCAGUAUUUUUCUUUCAAUUUCUAAAUCAUCAUUUAGUUCAUUUACUUUACCAGAAAAACUUAUAAGAUGUAAUCAGGCAAUCUCUAGUGAUCAAAUUAAUUCAAUAAAUAAUAAUUCUCAACAACUCUCACUUACACUAUGUGAUGUUUCAUUCAAUUUAUCACUUCGACAAAAUAAUCAUUAUUUAUCAAAGAAUUUUUCAAUUGAUUUAAUAAACGAUAAUUCCACUAGUCAAUAUUCAUCAUUAGCAUCAUCAUCAUCUCUCUCAUUAAUUGGUGACGUUAAUCAAGAUCCAUUAUCGUUGGUUUCUUUAAUAUUAACUUCUGAUCGACUAUUAUCAAUAUUUAUUUAUGUUAAUCAAACAUAUUAUUACUAUCAAACCUAUGGUGAUGAUAAUGAAACGUAUUAUUCACUAACAUUUUCUCUGAGAGACUUAAUUCAACAUUAUUCAAUACAAAUAAAUGAUUCAAUAUGGUCAACGUUGAAACAAGAAGAAAUAACAUAUCAAAAACGAACAUAUUCUAUUAGAGAUUUACAUUUUAUCUUUGAACUUCUAACAUCACGUUGUUCAUUGUCAACAUCAACAUCAACCAUCAACACUAAUUCAGCAUUUUAUUGUUCAUUAGCUUUGAUAUGUGACACAUAUCUGUUUCGUAACGUUUUUCAAUAUGAUUUAACAUUAACACAAGAAUAUCUUGCCUAUAUUAUUCAACAAUAUAAUUUUAUUUUGAGAACGUUGACAAAACAUGUCUAUGCAGGAUUUCUAAUUCAAAAAUUAGUUAUUUACAAUACAACGACGAUAAUUACGGCGAAUAAAUCAUCGAAUAAUAAUGAUUCAACAACAACAACAAAUUUCGAUAUGUUGCACACAUUAUCAGCAUCUGACUGGAAAAAAUAUUGCCUUGUUAGUCUUAUGACAUCGAGUCAUAAUCAGACGAUGUCGACAAUUAUUGGCUAUCCCGCUUCAAUACACACAUAUGAUGUUGGUGGCACAUGUUCAACUCCAUUUGAAUCAACCGAAAAUAAUAUUACCAAGAAAAUAAAUUUAAAUACGGGUAUUACAUUUAUUAGUAAACAUUUAUUAAGUAGCAAAAAUUCAACAAUUCUAUUUGAUUUAUUUAUAAAAACAAGUUAUUUAUACUUAAGACAAAUGGGACUAAAUUUAACAUUGUGUAGUGUCAAUGAAACAAAACGUCGAUUUUUUAUCAAUAAAGAUGUAGCACCUAUUAUUGAAAAAUGUUCCGAUUUAUUAUCAUCAACUCUAAAACAAUCGUUAAAACGUCGUUCACAUUUAUGUUUUACUCAAGUUGAUGAUGAAUUAUUUACACAGAUAUCGAAGAAACAAGCUUAUCAUCAAACAUGUGAAGAAACUAUCGAUCAACAGACUAUUGUACAUGGUAAAAAAACAAAUCGAAAACAGCCGUAUGUUGAAAAUGCGUUAAAUAGUGAUUAUCGUGCAUCAUUUUUUGAACAAAAUAUUGUUGGACUUGCUGUAAGUUUAUCUCUCUGUUUAUGGAUACCCGUAUCGUGUUUUGUACACUUUUGUAUUGAUGAAAAAAAUAAAAAAAUGCAUAUGUCAUCGCACAAUGUUACAAUGAAUAACACGAAUGGAUUACCUUCGUCAUUACCGUCAACAAAAAAAUCAACAAAACAUCGAACAAUUGUUUUCUCUGAGUUACAACCAUGUUUAAAUUCUAAUUCUCAAUGUGUGUCCGUACAAACACAAACCGAGUGA